UUUGCAGAUACAUUCUAUUUUGUUCAAAAACCUCAUAUUUUGUAGACAGUCAUUGUGGCUUUUCCUCCGUUGGAAAUGAAACCAGUCUGACUCCAAGUUGAUACACAGCCAGAUUCUAAACAAGGCCUGACACCUAAAAUGCAUUGUCUGACCUGGGAUGUCACCUCUGGUAUACUGAGGGAACUGAUAAAACCUUUAGUAUUUCCGGGCAGUACUUAACUCUGAAAUUAAUGAAUUUACAUAUUAAUCCUUUCUAACUGAUUAAAGAUUUAACAGCCAUUUUAAGUUUGUUUCAACAUCGCAUCAGUUCUGUGACCCUUUGAUCUUUUGCUUAUAAAUUCUGUGUCCGAUACCAUCUCUCUCACUGACACCUGAAGGAGUGACACUCCGAAAGCUUGUGUCUUCAAACAAACCUGUUAGACUAUAACCUGUAAAAACCGAAAUAACUGCGGAUCCUGUAAAUCAGGGACAAACACAAAGUUGCUGGAAAAGCUCAGCAGGUCUGGCAGCAUCUGUGAAGGAGAAAACAGAGUUAAUGUUUCGGGUCCGGUGACCCUUGUUUGGACGAUAACCUGUUGUGUGAUUUUUGACCAUUUUCAAUAAGAAUGAAUAUAUGAAAGAAUGUAACUAUUGCCCCUUGAUAUUCGAUGACAAUACCAUCAUUAAAUCCCACUCUAUCAACAUCCUUGGGGUUACUACUGCCCAGGUCACGGUUCGGGCACCUCAACCUUCGGCUCGGAGCUCGGGCUCGUUCGACUUCGGCCCCGAGUUCGGGCUCCUCCGAGAUAGUAGGAACUGCAGGUGCUGGAGAAUCUGAGAUAACAAGGUGUAGAGCUGGAUGAACACAGGAGGCCAAGCAGCAUCAGAGGAGCAGGAAGGCUGACGUUUCGGGCCUAGAGCUGUACACCUUGUUAUCUCGGGCUCCCCCGAGUUCGAGUUCCUCCGAGUUCGGGCUCCACCGGCUUCGGCCCCGAGUUCGUGUUCCUCCGGCCUCGGCUCCCAGUUCGGGUUCCUUCGACUUCGGCUCAAAGCUCGGGGUACACCGGAUUCGGGUCCGAGUUCGUGUUCCUCCGGCUUCGGCUCAGGGCUCGGGCUCGGGCUCGGGCUCGGUCUCCGUCUCCUCCGAGUUCGGCUCCGCACUCGGGGUCCCCCACCGGAAAUGCGGGGUGAUGGUGGUUUAGCGGAUUCAGUUCCGGGGUCGGGAAGGUUUUCAAGAUUGACGAUAGCAGAAAUGGAUAACGGUGGUUAUAUCCAGUUUGAUGUGCCUGAGUACAGCAACUGUGUCCUGAGCCAACUCAAUGAACUACGCUUACAAGGAAAGUUAUGUGACAUUAUAGUUCACAUUCAGGGUCAGCCAUUCAGAGCCCAUAAGGCUGUCCUCGCUGCCAGCUCCCCAUAUUUCCGUGAUCAUUCAGCACUGAGCACCAUGAGUGGUUUAUCAAUAUCAGUUAUUAAAAAUCCAGAUGUAUUUGAGCAGUUACUUUCGUUUUGUUACACUGGAAGACUAUCGUUGCACUUGAAAGAUGUUGUUAGCUUUCUUACUGCUGCAAGCUUUCUUCAGAUGCAGUGCAUAAUUGACAAAUGUACUCAGAUCCUGGAGAGCAUUCACUCAAAAUUCAGUAUUGUGAGUAUUGACUCUGUAGUUGUCAGUACUGAUGAUAAUCAGGGAAAUCGCAAUGGGGUUAGAGAGAGCAAUAGCCGCUUCUUGAAUCCAGUUGAAAUUUCUCCUCCAUAUUAUGGUCAAGUAAGGCAGGCAACAAUUGCUAAUGAGCCACGCAUGGAGGCCACACCAAACCGAAGUUUUCAGAAUCGGACUAUGGAGGAGAGACACUCUGAUCCUGGAAGCAGUGGUAGUAUUUCAGAGCACGAAAUCCAAAUUGAAGGUGAUCAUGAGCAAGCGGAGUUAAUAGUGAGGGAGAGUAAUCCAAUCGGCGCUCAGAUUACAGAAGUCAAAGUCAAAAUGGAAAAAUCCGAUCGGCCAAGUUGUUCUGAUAGUUCGUCAGUGGGUGAUGAUGGAUAUCAUACAGAAAUGGUAGAUGGAGAUCAUGUGGACAGAAUGGUGGCUGUGAAUGUCAGCUCAUAUGGACCAGUAUUGCAACAGGCUUUCUCACUAUCUCAACCCGCGUCACAGUCGGCUGGCUUAUCGUCAACCUAUGGUUGCAUCACAAAUUCAAGUCCCUCUAGAUCUAUGCUUAGUAAUUUUAGAGGUCGAGGCCGACUGAAACGAAAUAUACAGAUACAGAAUGAAGGGCAAAAUGUGAUUAGUCAGUCCUCUGAUGGCGACAGUGGGCCAAACAGGCAAGGUUUUGAGAAUAAUCCCCAUGACCAUGACGCAAGGGAACACUGGUUUCCAUACAAUCAAAGGUUAAUUUGUAUCUACUGUGGAAAAUCCUUCAACCAGAAAGGGAGUCUUGACCGACACAUGCGCCUCCACAUGGGAAUAACUCCGUUUGUCUGCCGCUUUUGUGGAAAAAAAUACACACGAAAAGACCAACUUGAAUAUCACAUUCGCGGGCACACGGAUGACAAACCAUACCGCUGUGAAAUCUGCGGUAAAUGUUUCCCUUUCCAAGGCACUCUAAACCAACAUUUGAGAAAAAACCAUCCAGGCGCUGCUGAAAUUAAAGGACGAGUCGAGUCACCUGACCGAACAGACACACACACAGAACAAAAAGAAGGUGAUGAGCCUUCUCCUUCAGAAGAAACCAACAUGGAGACUGCAGUGCAAGAUGUUCUUCCAUUGUCUCAUAUUUCUGAAUGAUUAGCUUAGGCAUAACAAAGCCAGAGGCGCGCACAGCUUGAAAUAAUGCUACAAUAUUCGUAUUUUGGGGGUUUUUUGUAGCACAGUAUUCAGCAUUUAUAUAAUGUUUCUGGUUAUGAAACUACUAUUUUUCCCCAAUCAAGUUCUAUUUUUUUCUUGUAUCGAUUUUUCCUCAAAAUUGAUAAUUUUGAAUACUUCAGAAAAGAUAGUAUUUGCCUGAUUUAAAGGUAUAGUGUAUUAUAUAAAUACAAAAAUAAAAUAAAUUACCAUGUUCAGAAGAACAGUGAGAUAAUUAGUUAUGGUAACAGGAAGAAAUGUGCAUGAGAUAAUACAAUGAUGCACCGUUAUAAAGACUAAAAGUCAAUAUGACCAGCCAAGGCAUCCAUUAAUGCUUCACACAGCAGUGGGAAAUGCUAUUCAGUCCAGUGUUUCAUUUUACAAAUUAUUUUAUCAAUGAAGGUUAAAGACAAUGUAGUGGUAAGAGGUUAGAAAUGAGCUCAACACUUCAAUGGGACAACAUUGGAAGCCUGGCAGCCAUCACGCUUUGCAGUUCCAUUACACCAAUUGUGAUGAGUUUGAUAUUUAUUUUUAACCCGCAGCUUGGUAAAAUGUCAUUUGAUUGAUCCCAGCUUGCGAGUUGACAUAUUAUGAGCACCCUCUACUGUUCAAUCCAUGUGUAACAUGCUUCCAAAAAUAUCCCAAAACUCAGCAUCUGCGUUUCUUGCUGUCUCUUUCUCAGGUCAGACUUCUACCUGGCUUGGUUCAGCCUAAACUAUUAAAUUCUAUACCGUUUACCUGGUCUCUCUCUGAUCUGUGUUACACUCAUACUGCUGUGUGGAAUAGCUUGAAUGCUUAAGGGUCAUAUUUACUAGUUUCAAUGAUAAACUGUAUUUUAAAAAUCAUUUCAUUCACUCUUGGAAGAGACCUCUCAACACAUUUUUUCACUGAUGUUAAAGCCCUCCAGGCUUUAGUUUAUUAUCAAAAUUAACUGUGUCAAAUGAGUGCAAUCUUUAAUGUACUUUAGGAAUAGAUUAGCACACGCCCAGCUCUGAUCAGGCAUGUACCCAGCAUCUUCAGGGAAAUGGCAUUUGUUAGGUGGACAGCUAUUAUUUUCAUUCAUGGUAGGCCUGGUGAAGGGGCAGCAUUGUCUCUUCUCUAGUGGUGUUUUCUGUUUUUAAAAAAAAUCUGAAAAUAUAAUAAUUUACCCUAACUAAUGGGGUUAUUCUAUUAUUUUGCUCUUAAAAACUUGGCUAAUGAGGAAUGCUUCUUCCAUCUUCAAAUUUAGAGAUUAUUUACUCUGAAGAAAUCGGAUUUAAUGAAAUAGAUGUUUACUUUGCUGAGCUACAUCUCAUUCAGUGAAGUAAACUGGUUUAUCUGUUGGUAGUUGCACUUCCAGGUUUUAUCUAAAUUCAACACCACAAAACUUUUGUCAGUUCAGAAGUUUUGUAGGGAGAGAAAUCAAGGCAGUAUUUAAAAUACUAGGUAGAUGCAAGCAUUGUGUCUGCCAUUUAAUAAUGAUUUUAUUUAUGCAAAUUAUAAUUAGCAGAAGACUGUUAAAUGUUCUAUUAUAGAAAGAUAUUCAAAACAAUUCAAGUAACUUCUGUGUUCUAAGACUGAAAGUUUUUGCCACCAUUCAUGAGUCCCUCUUCUCUGCAUGUCCUUGGUGAAAGAUGUGAAUAAGGCUAACUCAUUUUAAAGGGUUGCUGAUGGGAUCAUAAUUUCAGAAAUCUAUUAAAUUAUGAAAUUAAUAUUUCAAAUUACCACGUUAUUUCCUGUGCUAGUAGUGAUCUCAGUCUAGCACUUAAAUAUAAUUGUGUCUGCAAAAAUGCUUGUACUAAAUUUAAUUUUAAAAAUCUUUGUCUUUGGAUCAUUCAGACUGUAUUGGGUUUGAAACACUUGGGAUUCAGCUACUUCUGACCGUUUAAGAAGGUUGACGGUCAGUUCUUAUGACAUGAGUAGGGAAGUUUCUAGGUUUUUAAGUUAAAUUCAGUUCCACAUCAGAGCUGAGUUUUGGAGCAAAAAUAAAUCAAACCAGUAUUUAAAGUAAGUAAAUGUAUGACUUGCAGAUCCUUUAUAAACAAACAAUAGCAGUUCACGUGAAAUCGUAGUACAUCUAUAUUACAAAAAGGAUAACCCUUCUCAUCCUGCAAAUCUCCCUUUCUCAAACACUUUCUGAAUUAAGUGUUUUGAAUACAUUUACUGUAUACAUUAUGCUAAAUGAACUAGUCUAGAAUUAUUUGAUUAAGAGUAUAAUUGCAUAUAUUCCCAAUGUGGUCUAUAAAUGAAUACCUAGAGGCUUCUGACGUAUGUUUUUAGAGGGAAAAAUAAUAUUGCUAAACUUGUACCUUUUUUCAAAAGAGUCAGUACUAAUUGGAACACUUGUUUAAAAAAGAUUUAUUUGAGAAAAUUGUUUUACUUCUAUCAUGAAAGAUCUUUAUGCAAGUUUUAGUGUCUGCUCAACAAGUCCUGGAAAAAUCUGCUGGUCCUGUAUUCAUUCUAGAUUUUUGAUCUGAUCGCACAUUCCUUAUUUUAAAAAAAGAUCCGAGAUCCAGGAGUUCAGCUAACCAUUCAAUAUAAUUCUGCCAAUUUAAUCUACAAGAAUACUGAAUAAAUGGAUGAACUCAUACUACAUCUGUUAACCAUGUUGAGCAAAUAAAUUGUAUAAGCAGAUAAAAAAGUUAAAAAUGAAUGGAGGAAUUGUGGAUUUUUUCCAUCUUUAAAUAGGAAAGUUUUAUUGUUGGUGUGUAUUUCUCUGUAGUCCAUUUUACUUUGUACAAGCCAGGUAAUAGAAUCACCUAGGAAUCAUAUCCACUCUAAGACCAUAAUAUACAUGCUGUGAUGUUCUAGUUUAAGAAAAAGUAAGCAGUACUACUAAACUUAAACAGUUUACUUAUUACCUGGUUAAAGUCCAAUCCCUUUUUGGUAUUCAGAUGGAAGUUGUAUAUUGGGAAAUGUAUGUACUCCACUAUGGUCAUUUUGAUUACCAUCAAUCCUGGAUCAGUGGACACUUAACAUACAGAUUUUCAGGUUACUAAAGUUUGAAGAGGAUACAAACUCCAAAAGGGACAUGGUUGUGUAUAGCCUCACCUACCUUUCUUGGGGUAUUUGCCCUCAAAUGGUGCUGUUAGAUCAGGUUAGAAUUAUUUAUUGAACCAGCAUUAACAAUUUUAUAUAUAAUAUUUGGGUGUGUACUGUUUCAAAUUUUUGUUUAUAUAAAUUCUUUAUAUGAACCCUGUAAUAUAAUCAAUCUGAAAUUCUAGUCAACUCCAAAGUAUUGACGGGAUGAUUGAAGUUGAUGUUUUCUAGAAUGCAUGUAAUCUUUAAGGAAACCUAUAGAGUUUUAAUCUGUUCUAAAAUCCAGCUAAUACAUUAUAAUUUAAUAGAACAUACUGAUUUAACACUGUUUGGAUGAAUCAAGAGCUAAACUGGUGAUGUCAUUUUGUCUCUUAGAUUAUUCCUGGGAUUUUGUUUUCUGAAGAAGCUAGCAAUUGUCAUAACAAUUUCUAAACUAGAACUAACUGUGUUAAUCAUGAUAAAGCACAAAUUCGACCUAUUAAUUUUCUUUAUGACUAGUAUAUUUCAUGCAUGGCUAAAAUUUCAUGAGCCUAACCUGAUCUGCCAUUUUGAAUUUCUCAGACUCUGAGCUACAAUGCCAAAUGGGCACCCUAUUGCACUUUGCCUGAACUCAGACAGAAUUGCUUGUUGGACUCAGCAGCUACAGGACAAGCAUUUUAAAAGAUUUUAUUGCAAAGCAAUGAUGAAUUCCCAACCAUCCCCUCGUUCAUACUCAAAGGAAAUCAUAAUAAGAUGACAUUUGAAAUGUUCAUUGUUAACGUGUUUUGCAUUAAAUAAAAAUGGAUGUAAUGCCAUCAGUAAAAUUGGAGACAAGCAGGAACAUAUUUCAUAUUUGUUGCAUUACGUGGGUAAAUUUCAGGAUCUGAGUUCAGAGACACAGGUACCAAUUACAUAGUAUAGUGCAACAUACAAAUCUGGGCUGGUGGGCAGGAAGAUAGUUAAAUUAGCUGCCAUUAAGCAUUUAAAAGGUGCUUGUAUGUAUAUAAUAUAAAAAAGACUUUUAACAGAGCCUAUAUUGGACAUCUACCUAACACUUUCUUAAACACCCUGACUCAGACAAUAUUAGUGCAAUAAACACUCAGUCACAAUAGACACACAGUUUUAAAUAAGCUAUUUUCAAAUGAUAUAGUGCAUUUUUUUUUAAUUUUGAUAUUUACGGUGUAUAAUCUGUUUAGGACCAUUUGAGUCAUAAGCAACCAAAAAUGUAUUCCACUGUUUUAUUAAGCAGUAUAUCUCAAGAAGCUUUUUUUGAUUGUUCCGUGAAGCAAUUACAGAAGUUAGAACAGAGCUUUUUGAGAGAGAGUAAUAAAGCUAUCUAUAAGGGAAAUGAUUUGACAUCAUCAGAGCAGAUUUCAUUUUGCAAGCAGAACGGUUAAUUUUCUUCUAAGCUCUGUCGAUGUGAUCUUAAAGAACUACAAAAUGGCUGCUAGAUUGUCACUGUCACUAUCUAGGGAGGACAUUAAUGUGCUGUUCACUUAUUAAAACUCUGGAGAUUUUCUUUAGCAGGCCAUAAUCCAUGAAUGAGUGAAAUAAUGAAGCUAUGUAAAGCUGAUGCUCUGACAGUUGAUAACUAGCCAUUAUGGAUGUAUUUUCUAGCAUGAAUGCAAUCAAUAUUUAUUCAAAAGUAUAUGUUUUUCUCUUAUCCUAUUAGCUGUGUCUGUGAUCAAUUAAUAUUUCAUUGCUGCUUAAUUAUUGUUUUGAUAAUCCUUUUUCUGUGUUUCCAUUUUGUUGCUUGUAAACAGCUUUUGUAUUGUUUGAAGAGUAAUAAAUGGAAAGUUUCUGUUUUUGUAAAUAAAUCUUUUGCUGUUAUAGAA
Rhincodon typus (whale shark) is the source of this 7650-nucleotide messenger RNA. RefSeq names its product zinc finger and BTB domain containing 34 (gene zbtb34). The record is from RefSeq and is a predicted model, not a curated record. Gene Ontology annotation, molecular function: protein binding; RNA polymerase II cis-regulatory region sequence-specific DNA binding; DNA-binding transcription factor activity, RNA polymerase II-specific. Gene Ontology annotation, biological process: regulation of transcription by RNA polymerase II. The coding region runs from base 1160 to 2761 and encodes 533 amino acids. NCBI's taxonomy places the organism in Eukaryota, Metazoa, Chordata, Chondrichthyes, Orectolobiformes, Rhincodontidae. The transcript is spliced from 2 exons.